AAGGUCUCCUCGUGGGUCCUAGUGAUCCUAUGUUUUUACAGGAGGGAAACUUCGCUAUCCAGUAGGCUACAGCUACAAACUGUUUGGAGUUUGAUUCACAUUUCUUUAAAAACAGUUGUCAGGAGAAAAUACGGUGGUUUUAAAAAUCUAAUUAAAGGUUCCUAUCCAUCAGUUUAAGGAGCGGCAGAAGUCAUGUCUGGUAUAGCUUUGAGUCGCCUCGCUCAAGAACGAAAGGCUUGGCGGAAAGAUCAUCCGUUUGGUUUUGUAGCUGUUCCAACCAAAAACCCAGAUGGAACGAUGAAUCUGAUGAACUGGGAGUGUGCCAUCCCUGGAAAGAAAGGGACACCGUGGGAAGGCGGCUUGUUCAAACUGCGGAUGCUCUUCAAGGACGAUUACCCGUCCUCCCCUCCAAAAUGUAAAUUUGAGCCGCCACUUUUCCACCCAAACGUAUAUCCAUCCGGCACGGUGUGUCUAUCCAUUCUAGAGGAGGACAAAGACUGGAGGCCAGCGAUUACGAUCAAGCAGAUCUUGCUAGGAAUCCAAGAACUCCUAAACGAGCCAAAUAUUCAGGAUCCUGCACAAGCGGAGGCGUACACAAUUUACUGCCAAAACAGAGUGGAAUAUGAAAAAAGGGUCCGAGCACAAGCCAAAAAGUUUUCUCCGUAAGCCUCGAUGUCGCUGUGACUGAAAGAACAUUGGACCGCGCGACCCUGCAGUACUUCCUGUCUGCUCCUCUCAUUACUCUUAUCCACUUUCCACUAAUUUCCAUGCAGGUGUGAUGAAAACUGAAUGUGCCAUUGUCAUGUCCAGUGACGCCCACCUAACCGAGCGCUCUAUGGGCUCAUAAUCUGACUGUCUUUUGGGGGGGAAAUAAAUAAAUAAGCGGACGUCACCAUCGCCACCUAUUGAAGUGAAUUGGCGCAAAGGCGCUCGUUCCAGGACUCCUGGGGUGCCACGGCUCUGCACGAUUUCCCAUGUUUUCCCUCCUCUUGCACACUUGAAUCACAGCCUAAUUAGCUAAUGAGAUGAAACCGAGUGUGUUUGAUCAGGGAAAACGAAAUGACAUUUCUGUGGCUUUUCUCUUCGACAGGCCUGUCUCACGAAGCACGAUUUAUUGUUUAGCUAUCUAACUUUAAGCAUAGCUCGAUCUAACCCUGUGUGUACUGCCUCGUAGUGAUGGAGCAGGUUUUACCAGGCUGCGUUGUCAUGGUAACCGCACGCCUCAACCUAUACCAGGCCAGGCGUAUGAGUUCAGGAUCACGGACCGUAAAGCAGCUCUUCGGCCGCUCGUUUGUUCCCUGACUUACCAAAUUCAGCAGUCCUCUCUGGAAAUGGUCUCGACAUUGUUUGAAAGUUUCACAGGUUUUAUGAGAGGGUCUCUUUACAGGUCAAUGUUCAUUUUCCUUUUGGUUUUUCCCUGCUCUGGGCCAGGUAAGAUGAUUUUGUGCAGUAUUAAAACCUAAGCUACUUUAAUUGAUCAGCCACCAAUCAUGAAUGAACAGCUACUUUUCAGAUUAUCACUACAGCCCUGAGGUGACACGAGGCCACUUUUGCAAUAAGAUAAAUGUUCAGAUGUUGCAUAUGCCACUUCAUUUUGUGUAUAGGCUUGACUGUAUUUUAGGCACAGUGAUAAUAGGAAUAUUAUAUUUUCCACUAAGCUUCUUUGCUAAAAUCAGUAUGCUCAGUGGCUUCCUCUGUUCUCAUUCUUUUCCUUGUGUAGCUGACCUACAUGCUGUUUGCGUGAGCCUCGGUGUGUGCUCACAAGCUUGAAUACCACAUAUCCUGGUUCAGAGUGUGUUCCACAGAUAAAAAAAAAAAAGUGGACUCGGUUAUUCACACACUGUGUGAUCAUAGAUGAUGCACUAUAUUGCCAAAAGCAUGUGGACACCCGACCAUCACACCCAUAUGCGGUUCUUCCACAAACAAUUGCCACAAAGAUAUCUCUGUAUGUUGUUUUCCCUUCACUGGAACUCAAACGUGUUCCAUCAUGACGAUGCCCCUGUGCACAAAGCGAGCUCCAUGAAGACAUGGUUUGAGAAGGUUGGAAGGAAGUGGAAGAACUAGUGUCCUACACAGAGCCCUGACCUCAACCCCGCUGAUCACCUUUGGGGUGAAUUGGAACUGAAGCCUCAACAUCUCACUAAUGUGCUGGUAACUGAAUGAACACAAAUCCCCACAGCCACGCUCCAGAAUCUAGUGGAAAGAUGUCCCAGAAGUGUGGCGCUUAUUUAACAGCAAAGUGGGAACAACUCAUUAUUAUUAUUAUUAUUAUUAUUAUUAUUAUUAUUAUUAUUAUUAAUAUUAAUAUUAAUAAUACCCAUGGUUUUGGAAAGGGAUGUUCAAUACCCGGGUGUCUGAAUACUUUUGACCAUAUAGCGCACAUGCACAUGACGUAUCAAAAGUUUGGUUGGAGUUGCUAGAAGUAAACUCAAGGCGCACACACUUUCCAUCACUAUCAUUAGAUAUUACCUGCUUCUCAUCCUCUUGUCCUGUUCAGGGCAUGGUACUUCCUGUUUGCUGAAAUGGUAAUUCACACUAAUUAAUGAAUUAAAAGGCAUUUUCUUGGAGACCUCUUCCUUGGCAGUAGCAAUGGCAUUUAUUAAAUCUUGGUUUAUAGUCAUAUUUUCUUAGUGUCUGAUCUUGUUCUGUAAAAUGUGUUGCCUGAGACCCCACCAUGCUUCACACCAUCGACUGCUCGCAACAAACCCGUGUAAUCCUGGAUCGUGCAUACUUGGAUCGACAGAACCCACAAUAAAUUGAAUUGCAUUCGCGACACAUUUAUAGCAUACCCUGUAUGUUAUACAGUCUGAAUAGGUUAGGGACGCAGUUAAUAUUAAACCUGCUUCGUGAGACACUUCCCUGGUCAGAAGAUGAUGAGCAUUUGUUGUUUAUAUUUGCUACAGAGCUUCAUAUGUGCAAAAAAAAAAAAAGAAAGGAAAAAAAAAGAAGGCACUGAAAAUGAUCCACAUGAAACAUGAUUAAAGCAGAAGGUAAUUUUGUUGUGCUCCUGUUUUUUUUUUCUUUUCUUCCCCCCCUCCUCCUCCCCCCCAAUCUGGCCUCCGUUUAUUCUCUUCAGCGAUUUUAAUGAUAUAAGACAUGCUGUUACUUAAACGUCAGUAUUCCAACUGCUGUAAAAUGUUGCUUUUAUACUUUAAUGAUUUUUUUUUUUUUAAUUAGUGUGUCUAUAUUACUUUCCAUUCCUGGUGUGGGCAGUGUAGACAGCAUGUUGUAAUAUACAGUAUGAUAGAUUUUUGCUGCCUUGGCCAACUUAAAAAAAAAAAACAAACAAAAAAAAGCCCACUGAGUAAAAACUGAAAGAUAUACAGUGAUCUGUGUCGGUGUUUUUGUUCUUGUAAGUGUUUAGAGUAAAUAAAAUGUUUAUACAUUGCCGAA
This is a messenger RNA of Ictalurus punctatus (channel catfish), 3393 nucleotides long. It is a transcript of the gene ube2ia, whose product is annotated as ubiquitin-conjugating enzyme E2Ia. Gene Ontology annotation, molecular function: SUMO conjugating enzyme activity. NCBI's taxonomy places the organism in Eukaryota, Metazoa, Chordata, Actinopteri, Siluriformes, Ictaluridae. The record is from RefSeq and is a predicted model, not a curated record. Gene Ontology annotation, cellular component: nucleus. Gene Ontology annotation, biological process: protein sumoylation. The coding region runs from base 193 to 666 and encodes 157 amino acids. The transcript is spliced from 7 exons.